Molecule: messenger RNA, 987 nt
Organism: Racocetra fulgida
Lineage: Eukaryota; Fungi; Glomeromycota; Glomeromycetes; Diversisporales; Gigasporaceae
Source: the annotation of a GenBank genome assembly
AUGACUGAUUUUCCUCCGUUAAAGAAUGAUCUAAUUUUGCGUGCUGCGCUUGGUAUAUACGUCAAAUUAAAAUUAGCAAAAUUAGUCACACUUCAACCUAUUGACCGAUAUGAUGGCUUACUUGACGCCUCGAUAAUAUUUUCGGAUAUUCUCGUAGUACCUCAAGCAUUAGGGUUGGUUGUUGAAAUGUUACCCGGUCAAGGACCACAUUUUCCCGACCCUUUAGUAGUUCCUCAAGAUAUUGAAAAAUUACGUAAACAUGUAAAUGUAGAUGAGGAAUUGGGAUAUGUUUUCGAAGCUAUUACCGUGACAAGAAAAGCGUUGAAUGGACGAGUUCCUUUAAUAGGAUUUAUUGGUGGACCUUGGACCUUGAUGGGGUAUAUGAUUGAGGGAGGGGGUAGCAGUACUUUAUCAAAAGCCAAAACAUGGUUAUUUAGUUAUCCAGAAGAAUCAAAGAGAUUGUUACAAAUGAUUACUGAUAUUUGUAUAGAUUUUUUAAUUGGACAAAUCAAAGCCGGAGCUCAGUCAUGGGGUGGUGAAUUAUCACCUUAUGAUUUUAAUAUUUUCUCAUUGCCAUAUCUUACUCAAAUAGCUGAUAAAGUUAAAACACAACUUAAACAGGAGGGUAUAGAAACAGUUCCAAUGAUCAUAUUUUGUAAAGGAUCUUGGUAUGCUCUUGAAUCUUUGUCUAAUAUUGGGUAUGAUACAAUUUCAUUGGACUGGACUAUUGAUCCAGCGUAUGCCAAGGCUAUUACCAAAGGCAGGGUCACACUUCAAGGCAAUAUGGAUCCCACUGUAUUGUAUGGAAGCCAUGAACAAAUUAGAACUACAGUUAAAAGGAUGCUUGAAGCUUUUGGUACUGACGAAAGAUAUAUAGUAAACCUUGGUCAUGGCAUUUUACCCACAGUUGAUCCGGAGAAUGUCAAAGUAUUUUUAGAAACUGUUCACAAAGUUGGAUUAGAGUUGAACAAUAAGACUAUAAAUUGA